[Torrubiella] hemipterigena is the source of this 2777-nucleotide messenger RNA. The record is from the annotation of a GenBank genome assembly. NCBI's taxonomy places the organism in Eukaryota, Fungi, Ascomycota, Sordariomycetes, Hypocreales, Clavicipitaceae.
UACCUGCUGCGAAGUCCGCUACCGUAGCCCACUCCAAGGGAAACAAAAGCUACCUGGAAAAAGAAACAACCGCCUCAUCUCUCGCUCGGCAGACGCCCGCUUCUCCCUUUUCUCAAAAACUUACAAAAACAAUGCGCUGAGCCAGCGGCGGCUUUGACUUUGCAGAAAGCGCAAAUAAACUCGAGCAAAACUUUGCAAACUCGACAACUCUCUUUUUCGCUUUCCUUAUAAUCCCCUGUCCUUCUUGCUCGACUGGACCCCGGCACUCACCAAUCCAACCUCCUCCAAUCUUUUUUUACGUACUGGCUCACCAUCGCGUCCUAUCACCUCCUAGCCUACCUUUUGCUGGCAUCUUUCUGCGUUCAACCUGGCAUCUACUGCGACUUUGCCACUCUUUCUAACUUCAUCUUCGACUUCCCUAUACGAUUUGCCUGAUAGCAACGACUUACCCGCUUAAAGGUCUCAGUUCUGCUCCUUUUUUUAGUAUCGGGCCUGGGCAAUUAAACUCUCCCGCUCCGACAGCAUUCCAUUGCCCACGAUGGAAUCGAAUAGCUCCAAUUUACGACCCCUAACGGGCGACGAUAGUGCGACAAUGGAAUCGGCCGCUGCUCGACCUGCUAGCAUCGUGUCGUCGCGCAUGACAGACAUUGCAAGCGAGGAUGGCCCAGCCGACUCCAAGACCUCGUUGAAGCCGACUCCUGCAUCCCACCACGCAGCCUCAUUCAACACAAACAGAGUAUCCCAGACGGUUACAAAUAAUGCCCCCAGGGCAAGAGUAUCGAGAAACUCGAGAAGUCACGUUCCAUCGCUCACAUCCAACGCGUUCUUCCGCCCCAUGAGCUCGCAAAAGUUGCAGGCUCAGAGAGCAGCCAUCACUAAGCCCCCGACGACUACCUUAUCGCCAACCCACACGCAGCCAGAGAACUUUGACGACAACAUGACGGAUGCCGGAGCUACUGUCAUUGAUGAUGGUAUGGGCGGCAAGCAGCCCAGCGCCUCGCCUUAUAUGCGUUCUGAACAACAGACAAAGCAAGCGGCGGAGCAGGAGACGCUCGAUCGCCUCACCGGCAAGAGCGGCUCGAGUCACGGCCAUUUCCCCAACAAUAGCGGAUCGGAUAGCGUCCGUCCUCUAUAUGUCGCUGGUACCAGAGUCAACAGCCAUGGCCACAUUGUGCCAGAAAGCCACAGCCAAGAGCGUAGCGUCCGCCCUAGCGGAGAAAAGAGACGCUCGUUCCGUUCCAGCUUCCAGCUUCCAGGCCGUGACCAAAACAGCAACAGACGCCAUAUCGAAGGAGCAGAGAAGCUCUCAUCCUCUGCCUCCUCGCCCCAUCUGCGUCCCGUCGAUUCGCAUACCCACGCCAAGAUGUCAGAGAAGACGGAUGGCAAAAAGCUCGGCCGCAACUACGAGUACUUUGACGGAAACACCGUCUUUUGCUUUGGUGGUCGCUGGCAAAACACUAGCCACCGACCUGUCAACAUUGCUACGGGAGGCUUCAUCAUCAUCCCCUGUGCUUUGUUCUUCGCCUUCGACGCCCCCUGGCUCUGGUAUAACAUUUCGCCCGCGCUUCCCAUCGUGUUCGCUUAUCUCGCAUUCAUUUGCUUCUCUUCUUUCCUUCACGCCUCCAUCUCUGACCCUGGAAUCCUACCUCGAAACCUGCACCAGUUCCCGCCCACCGACUUUAGCGAAGAUCCUCUGCGCCUUGGCCCUCCCACUACCGACUGGACACUGGUCAAGUCCAAGGAUGCCGCUGCCAUGGAGGUUCCCAUGAAGUACUGCAAAACAUGCAACAUUUGGCGUCAGCCGAGAACUCACCACUGCCGUCUUUGCGACAACUGCAUCGAGACCCAUGAUCACCACUGUGUAUGGCUCAACAACUGUGUUGGCAAGCGCAACUACCGAUACUUCUUCACGUUUAUCUCUUCUGCUUGUUUGCUGUCUCUUUUCCUGAUUGGUGCCAGUCUUGCUCAGAUUAUCAUUUACAUGAAGAGUGAGGGCAUUAGCUUUGGUGCCGCGAUCGACCACUUCCGUGGACCCUUUGCUCUUGUCAUCUUGGGCUUUGUCGCCUUUCUUUAUCCCGCUUCGCUGCUCGGUUACCACAUCUUCCUCUUGGCGCGUGGAGAAACAACCCGUGAGUUCAUGUACUCGCGCAAGUUCUCCCGAGCCGAGCGAUUCAGACCGUACGAUCUCGGCAGCUUUGUCAAGAAUAUUGCCGCCGUCUUGCUCCGCCCUCGCUCGCCGUCAUACUACCAGUUCAAGAAGCGGUAUUCCAACGGCGACCAGCGCCUGGGAACUCGUCGCAACGCGGAUAUUGAUCAGGGCAUGGAGAUGAGCCCUGUUCAGGCUGAUGCACCCGGAUUCCAAGGACCCGUUGCGUUGCGCUCUGAAAAUGCUCAGCAAUAAUCAUCAUCUUCUUCUUUCUCUUCCACUUUUUUCUUACGACCUUCUCUUCAACCCGUUCUAUCUUCUUACCACUACUUUAUUUUGUCACGACUUUCUCUUGCCCUCUCUAGCGAGCGUUGCAUAGAGACAGAGACCUUGUUCUGCUUCCGACAAGCAACGGCCUCUUGUCCCUCCACAUUAUAAUACCCCCUCCUUGUUGUCUGGAGCCUGCACUGUCAUUUCUCUGUUGUUUCAUUUUCAUGUCUUGUUCAUUUUUAAUUAUAUCGGUCAGUAUUGUUUGGGGAAAACCCGACUUUGUACAAAAAACAAAAACAAAAUACCGUUUGGUUGAAUGGUAGCCAUGUAUCAAAAUCAAUACUACAUAUUCCACAUGACA